AUGCAGCUGCGGCACCACAAUCUGCACUACCAGCACCAGCACUGCAGUAAUCUGCAUUCCGGGGCGCGGCCGUGUCAUCGUCGCUGUGCUACGUCAGAACGUCGUUCCACGGCAGCACGUCGGUCAGGCUGUACAAGGCCUCUCGGGACAAACGGCGGUCCGGUAAGCAGCACGGGUAGACGGCGACGACGUCGUCCCGCCGCAAUAUCGUGGCCGGCGAGCUCCGAUUGCUGUCCGACCAGCUGUUCACUGUCAUACUCGUGUCCAAUGCCACCACGGCCAUCGGGUACUCGAACUCAUGCCGUCGUACACCAUCAGCAUAGGUCACGAAAAGAGCAGCUCGCAGUACCUGCUGUCCGUGGCGGCCGUGCUCGACCUCGUCGGCCGGGUAUAGGCAGCAGCACUCUGUCCGACUGGAUCCGGCUGCACAAGCGGUACUACUACCUGGGCGGGCUCUUCCUGUCCGGCGUCGCGCUGUUCGUGCUCAAGUUCGCCGACGACUACCCGACCACGUGUUCGGGCUCGGUUCCGGCGGCGUGGUCGGCAUCACGGAUGUCAUUAUAG
Molecule: messenger RNA, 564 nt
Organism: Macrosiphum euphorbiae (potato aphid)
Lineage: Eukaryota; Metazoa; Arthropoda; Insecta; Hemiptera; Aphididae
Source: the annotation of a GenBank genome assembly